Fusarium venenatum is the source of this 1443-nucleotide messenger RNA. RefSeq names its product major facilitator superfamily domain-containing protein. Gene Ontology annotation, cellular component: membrane. Gene Ontology annotation, molecular function: transmembrane transporter activity. NCBI's taxonomy places the organism in Eukaryota, Fungi, Ascomycota, Sordariomycetes, Hypocreales, Nectriaceae. Gene Ontology annotation, biological process: transmembrane transport. The record is from RefSeq and is a predicted model, not a curated record.
AUGGCCAACGAACAUGACAUCGACAUGUUGAAGGAAGACAAACAGCAGAUAGAACGAGUAGACUCCAAGUACAACGCCAAAACCACACAAGAUGCCAAAUUUGAGAAGAGAGUUCUUCGAAAGAUCGAUUCUCGACUCUUACCAAUCUUAGGAUGCCUUUAUACCAUCGCUCUUGUUGAUCGAUCCAACGUUGCAGUCGCCCGCAUCUCAGGAAUGGACGAGGACCUCGGUCUUGCACAAGGCAAUCGUGUUUCUAUCGCUCUGAUGGUAUUUUUCAUCGGUUACAUUAUCUUUGAAAUUCCCAGCAAUGCUUUCAUUCAUAAACUUGGUGCUGCCAAUUGGCUUGCGUUUCUUGCUGUAGCUUGGGGCUUGGUGUCUUUGGGCAUUGGUUUUCUACACAAUUGGAUCGGUCUUGCUAUCCUCAGGGCGCUACUUGGAGUCUUUGAGGCCGGAUUCUUCCCAGGCUGCGUCUAUCUUGUCUCUUCUUGGUACAAGCGAUACGAGGUGCAGAAACGUAUGGCCGGUUUCUUUCUCACAGCCUCCGCAUUAUCGGCAUUCGCCAACAUCCUUGCCUACGGUCUGAUCCAAAUCUCCAAACAUCAUCAUUACAAAGGGUGGCGCUGGAUUUUCAUCAUCGAAGGUGCCAUCACAGUAAUCGCUGGUAUCGGUUCGUGGUUUAUCAUCGUCGACUUUCCUGACUCGGACAGAAACACGUUCCUCACCGCCGAGGAACGCACAUUCGUCAAGGCCCGGUUGGCCGAGGACCGUGGCCCCGAAGAACACGAGAAGGUGACAAUAAAGAUUCUGGCAACAACUGCCGCUGAUUGGAAACCAUGGGCCUACUCUCUUAUGUACAUGGCUGGUGCUGUCGGAGUAUACGCCUUCCUGUUUUUCCUUCCUAUCAUCCUUCGGGGCGGCCUUGGGUAUUCUCUCGAGCUGUCGUUUAUUCUUAGCACUCCUCCAGCUCUCUUCGCCGUUGUGGAGGCUAUGACUAUCUCCUGGCUCGCCGACAAGUUCCAAAUGCGCGGACCCUUUGUUAUCUUCCAGGGUCUUGUUGGCAUUAUUGGACUUUGUAUGACUGGAUUCCUCAGCUCUCCCACACCCAGAUAUAUCGGCACCUUCCUCGGAGUUGCUGGUGCUAAUGGGCUCGUUGUGACAACGUUGGCUUGGCAGGCUAACAAUAUUGUUGGUGAUGCACGACGUGCGGUAUCAACUGGUAUUCUGAUCAGUGUCAGUGGCGUUGGUGGCAUUUACUCGAGCAUGGUGUUUCGCCAACAAGAUGCACCCAACUACCUCCCGGGCAUUGUCGCCGUCAUGGCAAUUAAUGUUGCAGCCGUUCUUGUUGCUGCUUUGACUAUGCUUGUCCUCCGCCACAAUAAUAAGCAGGCUGAUGAAGGAAAGUACCUGUGCGAGGGUCGGGAAGGAUUUAGAUAUACUUUGUGA